UUGAUUUUGUGACUUCUGACACUGGUCCAGCUUCCGGGAUGUCAAUUUAUCCAUGAGUAAACAUUUCCCUUUCCGGACAUAGUUUUUUUGGCAGUGAUGAAGGGAGAUCAGCAGUUCUGAGAUUUGUCCAGACACACGCGACAUCAUGCCGGUCUCCCAGGACAUCGUCAAGCUGGCGAUCGAGUUCCCAGGCUCGGGGAAAAUGGCCCAGCUUGUUGAUUUUGAUCAGAAAAAGCCGCUGGUUGCGAUCAUCCGGGAUGUGUGCGACGUAUGGCAGGUCCCCAGCUCUGAGCAGUAUGCCCUGCAGUACUCAGACAACACUCAAACCUACAUCACAGAAAAGAACCGUAACGAGAUCAAGAAUGGAACUGUACUGAAGCUCACCACAUCUCCUUCCAAAACAGCUGCAGAUAUUGUGCUGUGUAUGAAAGGAGAGGACUCGGUAGAGAAGUGUAAGGCUUUACAGAAGCUGGCCAAAAUCUCGGCUGAUGUCACUUUUGCCAGCGAGUUCAUCUCAAGAGACGGAGUCCCUCUUCUUGCGGGGAUGGUCGAGAACGGCUCUGAAACUGGAGAAAAUUUAGCCUUCAUCCUGACUGCCUUUCUGGAACUGAUGGACCAUGGAGUGGUGUCCUGGGAUAACCUCACUCCUACUUUUGUCAAACGAGUGGCCACCUCUGUAAAUAGACAUUCCGCCGAUGCUACUAUCCUGCAGAAGUCUCUGGCUAUACUAGAGUCUAUUGCCCUCAACAGCUAUGAGCUGUACAGCUUAGUGUCUACUGAAGUCACCUUUGGAAACCUCAUAUCACACAUUCAAAGCUCCAACCAGGAGAUCCAGUGUAACGCUGUGGCCUUGAUCAAUGCCUUGUUCCUUAGAGCACCUGAGGUGAAAAGAAAGAGAGCCCACUCAGAGGCAGACUUGUCUGAUGAAGAGGAGUGCUGGCAACGAAAUGGGUCCGAGUUAAGCAUUACGUUGAGUGACAAGCUGAAUGCCAAGCAGAUCAGGAAUGUUAUAUUAAAUCAUGUGAUCCGGGGUCCUCGGCAAGUAGGUACAGAGAUGGCACACCAGCUGUACGUGCACCAGACAUUAUCCUUCAACCUGCUAGAAGAGCGCAGAAUGACCAAGCUGGACCAAAAUGACCAGGUGCUGAAAGACCAGAUAAUAGAGUUGAGAAAAGUGGCCUUCGACAAUGACCAGGACUUAUCAGGCUCCAUCCCACCUCCCAGGAAAACAGCUGAGAAAUACACCAGGGACUACAAGAAGCUUGGAUUCACGAAUUAUACAAACCCUGCCUUAGACUUCUUGGAGACUCCUCCUGGUGUACUUGCACUUGACCUUAUGGUAUAUUUUGCCAAGUACCAUGCUGAAAGCUAUACAAAGCUUGUACUGGAGAACUCCUGCAGACAAGAUGGUCACGAAUGUGCCUUUGGGAAAAGCUCCAUAGAACUGACCAAGAUGCUGUGCAAGAUUCUUAAAGUGGGCGAAAUACCCACAGAGACAGGGCAGGAGUACUACCCCAUGUUCUACACCCAUGACCACGCCUUCGAGGAGUUUUUCUGCAUCUGCAUCCAGCUGCUCAAUAAGACAUGGAAGGAAAUGAGGGCCACGCAUGAGGACUUUAACAAGGUGAUGGACGUGGUGCGGGACCAGAUCCAGCGUGCGCUCGCGGAGAAGCCCAACUCACUGGAAGGCUUUAAAACCAAGCUGCAGGGUCUGAGCUACGCCCAGAUCACCAAGAUGCGCAUCCAGGAGAGGUCCAACAAAGAGGAGUGGGACUCACAGGCCAGGCCUGUCUGUGAGCUGAGAGAACAGAUUAAACCUGAAAUCAUCAACCUGGUCAAGCAACAGAGACUGAAUUAUUUGGUGGAAGGAACACUGUUUAACAAGUUCACCAACCGAAGAGUCAAAGACAAGUUUUGGUACUGCAGACUGUCUCCCAACCACAAGGUUCUCCACUAUGGGGAUGCUGGUGUGACUACCCUGGCCUUUGCUGUGCUGUAUGAUCCUGACCAGUCCUUGGACUUCGUGGCACCCAAUGAGACGCUCUAUUCCAUUUGGACUGAUGGGAUAAAUGCUUUGCUUGAUAAAGAGAUGGUGAGUGAAGAGAUGAAGAACGAUGUGGAAACCCUGCUCAGUAUGGACAUGAAGUUACGUCUGCUUGACACAGAGAAUGUCCCCAUCCCUGACAAACCCCCGGACAUGCCUCCAGACCCGCCUAACUUCGACUUUUGCUACGACUUCAGUUGAUCCUCUUUGGGUCACUCACUUUACACUUUCCAUAGUUAGGUCGUUUCAUUACUAAUUGUAUUAAACAUUCAGUUAUUUUUGCAAUGAUUUGUUAAAAUCUUUAUUAAAUGUGGUAAUCAUUUUCUGUAAGUGUACCGCAUAGGUUAAUAUGAAUUGAAUUUAUGUAAAUAGAUUUUAGACCUGAUAAUUCAGAAUGUAAAAUGUUUAUGACUAUUCAUUCCAAUGUAUGAUCUGUAUUACUCAUAUAUGCUUUAACACUUAAAUGAACCACAGUCAUGAUUGUGAUUGGCAACUUUUGAACAAAGUGUAAGUGUAACAAACCAUUUUUGCCAGGUUAAGAAACGGUUUCCACUGUAUGUUGCAAACUUACAUAUAUCUUAAAGAUAAAAUGCUGGCUUUUUUUGAUACAGUUGAAGUUGUUUUGCUCUCUAACAGGUUAUGCUUGUCUUGCUACUUUGUGAGACUGAUGAACUUGCUCUGUUUGCAUUCCACAUGUUCUUAUGUGUCACACUUCUCAGAACUAUAUCUAACAGUAUCUAUCUACAAUAUUUGUAUUGUGGUUAGUCCUGUCCUGAAGCUUGACAAGUUGUAUUAGGAAACAUCUUCUGGUAUUGCAUGCGCAGUAUUUUUAUUGCAUCUUUGGCCCUCAGAGUGCAAAGUUGCAUCUCAAUUUUUAACCCGUAGCCACUCAAUCUGGUUUAGAACUUUGUCAUUGUAGAGGAAGAAGGUAAAUAAUUCACAAUCAGACACAGAAAUGCCUCAACAUGGGGAAUAAAUGUUGUGCCAAAUGUUGUUGUCUCAAAGUCCUGUCGUCUCCAAGCCUGCAUUGGCAAAGUUGUUGAAAUAGAAACAGUUAGGGACUAACACUUGUGAUCUGCUGUGAUGUACUUUGUAAAGGAAGUAUGUGGAAGUCUUCUGGCUAUCAAACAUCUCUACUCUAAUUCUGAUGUCAAGUAUUACUAAGCCAUGUUAUUCUGUAUAAACUGACAGAAAAACCUGUGAUUUUACUACAUGUAGGCUAUGCAUAAUGCUUAACAAUAAAGACUGUGAAGGAUAGGCAGUACCCCUACAUUUUAUACAGUUAGGACAUUGAAUUGGGGGAAAUGGGCCGUCAAUGUGAUAUUGUGUCUCUGUAGUAAUUGGGUCUGUUGUUUCAUAAAUAAAACAGAUAAUGUUACAACAGGAAAUAAGCAACCUUAACCGCUGAUCACAUAUCUACUUGCAGGAUAGUAAAACUGUCUGUACGAUAUUCCAACAUAAUGAUUAACAUGGUGAAAGCUAUUUUUGGCAAUGCCUCAGGGGCUAGCCUAAUAGUAUAGUAUUAUUCUUUUGAAAGGAUGGUAUACUGUUGCUUAACUUAAACAUGUAAGGAAAGCUCUAUCUUUUAUGCACUUUAAUAAAAUACUUUUAUGCUAAUGUCAAA
Molecule: messenger RNA, 3668 nt
Organism: Branchiostoma floridae (Florida lancelet)
Lineage: Eukaryota; Metazoa; Chordata; Leptocardii; Amphioxiformes; Branchiostomatidae
Product: engulfment and cell motility protein 1-like
Biological process (GO): cell motility; actin filament organization
Cellular component (GO): plasma membrane
Source: RefSeq, a predicted model, not a curated record